AUGAGCACAGGCACAUCUAUAUCCGCGACCACACACCCAUUCUAUAAACUUCUAGGCCAUGCAAAGCUCAAAUUAAUCGCUUCCUUUCUGACAUUCUCGACCAUCCUCCUACUCACAUUAUAUUCCGGCGGUCUGUCAAAAAACAUCCCACUAGCCGCGCAAAACACCACAGCAAACGAAGACUAUUGGACCUGGGAAACGAGAACCCAAUUCCGGAAAGUCGUGCAUGAAAGUGAUAGCAAUUUCAACAAUGUAUCAAAAAACACAAUCUGCGACAGUUUCCCAUCAGACAUACUAUCUCGUGUCCAAAUCGUCCUGAAAACCAGCGCAACCGAAGACCCCAACCGAAUCAACACACACAUGGCCUCCGUCUCCCGCUGCAUAUCCAACCUACUAGUCAUCUCAGACAAAGAAACCAAGAUCCAAGGCCACCAGGUACAUGACGUCCUAGCCGACCUGCCCUCCUCAGCCCGGAACCUAAUCCCGGAAUUCGAGGGGUAUGAUGCGCUACAACGCGGAGAGACUAUAAACGGCACGGCGGGAUGGAACCUCGACCGAUUCAAGUUCCUGCCCAUGGUUGAGCGGGCGAAGAAAGCCAAUCCCAGAGCGGAAUGGUACGUCUUUCUCGAGACGGAUACAUACUUCGUGUGGGAUAGUUUGUUCCGUUUGCUGGGACAGUUCGAUUCUUCGGUUCCUCUUUACAUGGGCUCUCCUGCGCCCGGACGUGAUAUCGGCAAUGGAAAGGUGAUUUGGUUUGCGUAUGGGGGUGCAGGGUUUGUACUGUCGCGGGCUGCGGUUGAUACUUUGGUUGCGCGGGAGGUGGGUGAAUAUGGGGAGUUCGUUAGGGAAUCCCUCAGUGAGCGGUAUAUGCAGGCCGUGGAAGUUGAUUGCUGUGGUGACUCGGUGCUUGGGUUUGCGUUGUAUGAAAAGGGGAUUGAGUUAUCGGGGAUGUGGCCGAUGUUCAAUGCGCAUCCGCUGGACUCGAUUCCCUUUGGGGAUGAGUAUCAUUGGUGCCAGCCUGUGAUUAGCAUGCAUAAGUCACAAUUGAAUGAUAUGGUGAGACUGGCAGACUGGGAGGAUGAACGGGAUCGAACAAAACCCUUGCUAUACGCAGACUUGGUUGACUAUCACCGCUUAGGGGAGCUGUCGGAGCGUCAAGGAUGGGAUAAUGGAGCCUGGGGCGGAGUUAUCGAACAGCCUGAUACACUGCCCCAGCAUGAAUCAUUAGAAGCCUGUCGUCAUGCAUGCCAUGACAGGGAUUGGUGUAUGGCAUACACUUAUGACACGGUGGGGACUUGUGUCUUUGUGCAGACUUUACGACUUGGUACUUCUAGCAAGUUGGAUAUUGCUCAUCAGUUCACGGCUGGAUGGGACAACGACAAGAUCCAAAAGUGGCGGGCAGACAAUGAGUGCAGAAGUCCUAAGUGGAUGAAGCCGAGUUUGACUCGGAUUUUUUGA
This is a messenger RNA of Penicillium paradoxum, 1458 nucleotides long. RefSeq lists its product as uncharacterized. Lineage: Eukaryota; Fungi; Ascomycota; Eurotiomycetes; Eurotiales; Aspergillaceae. Gene Ontology annotation, molecular function: glycosyltransferase activity. The transcript has 2 exons. Bases 1 to 1458 code for a protein of 485 amino acids. The record is from RefSeq and is a predicted model, not a curated record. Gene Ontology annotation, cellular component: membrane.